UUUUUUUUGAUUUAUAUUCAUACUAUUCGAUAUGUCUUCCGCCGAUCAUAUAGCCCUAUCUGAUGACGAUGAUGACGAUGUCGUAUUCAGAGACUUCCGCAACAUCAAUAAUCGAUUUCAACAACGACUUUUGGAAGCACAGCAUGCAGCCACGGAAAAACAAAUUGAAGAUCAAUUGGACUUGAUGGAAAAGGAUUUGGGACCACAAGAUAUUCAACGAGAAUGUCAUACUAUUCAAUCCAAAAUAGACAAAGUGGAAGCUGAAGUGGAUGCUCUGAAACAACAACUCUCCAAUUGGCAAGCUAAAAGAAAGGAACAAGCUAGUCUGACCAAUAUGACACCUGAAGAACGAGCAAACAAAAUAGAGCAACAGCGACAACGACAUGAAAGCAUCGUUAUAGAUCAAGCUGAUUUGGAUUCCAUUUUUGAUUACUUGUCUGAAAUAGGACAAUCUUAUAGCAAUGCGGCAGGAUUGAAACCACAUCGUGCGGCCAGAACAAAUAACAAUGAAAUGACGAUGCAAGCUCUACAAAGUCCGGAUGUACUAGAACAAGUGGAUUUUACUCAUAUAGAAUUCACCACAGUGGAAAACAAAUUUUAUGAAGAUCAAUCAAUUGAAGAUGUGACGGACAGCGGAAAUCUAGUGGAUCGAUCAUAUAGAGAUUGUACUUUAGAAGGCAAAUCUUAUAACUCUUCGUUCAAGGUGACUUUUCGUAUUGAUGCAUUACUUGAUGUGAAUCGAUUGGAUUUUGAUCUAGAUAUGGAUUUACAUGUGGAUGCUGGACCUAUUUUAUUACGAAGAAUGCAAUUUGUUGAUGUUAUUUCGCUUGAUAUCUCAUCAUUCUCGACUGGAUUAUGAUAAGAAACGGACAUUUGAUUAUUUGACUUCCCAUUACAAGGAAAAAGAAUCUGGAGUGACGACGACUACUGAAGGAACUCAUAGCAUUAUUUUUUCGUCAAGAGCGGAUUUACCACAAUUGAACCUUACUUGGACUUAUAAUACAACGGAUUAUACUACGAAAACGGA
Molecule: messenger RNA, 1027 nt
Organism: Halteromyces radiatus
Lineage: Eukaryota; Fungi; Mucoromycota; Mucoromycetes; Mucorales; Cunninghamellaceae
Exons: 5
Coding region: 32-859 (275 amino acids)
Source: RefSeq, a predicted model, not a curated record